ACAUGUGGGCGCGGGUGGUGCCGGUGCUGUGCGUGCUGGCGGCGGCGCUGCGGGGGGCGCACGCCCACCUGGACGGCGAGAUGGCCGAGCUGGCCAAGAUGCUGCGCGACAACUGCGCGGCCGAGACCGGCGUGGACAUGGCGCUCAUCGACGCGGCCAACGGCGGCGCCGACCUGGCGCCCGACGCGCAGCUCAAGUGCUACAUCAAGUGCGUGAUGGAGACGGCGGGCAUGUUCACGGACGGCGCCGUGGACGUGGAGGCCGUGCUGGCGCUGCUGCCGGAGGACUUCCGCGCGCGCAACGAGGACAACCUGCGCGCCUGCGGCUCCGUGGCCGGCGCCGACGACUGCGACACCGCCUACCGCACGCAGCUGUGCUGGCAGCAGAAGAACCGCAAGGACUACUUCCUCAUCUAGCACGCCUGACACGUUCCACCGUCUCGCUCGCCCUCCCGCUCACUUGGUGCACGAUAGUCUUUUAAGUGUAUGUAACUGUGUUUAUGUUAGUUAAGCGACAAAUAAAUUUUCCAGAGAUUCCAACUUCUAUUUUUUUAUAUGUAUAGAAUAACAUUGAAUAACAACUUUGUUUCAAGAGUGACAUAAACAGGACACACCUACAUCAAUAUUUAAGGAAGAAAACAUAAAUGACAUUCUAUUUAUUUAUUGUAGUUCCAUUCAUUUAAAAUUUACAACUACUUGAGGUCAACUGAUGUAACACUCAUAAUUCAUGUGUACACAGAAAUAAACUGGGGUUUUAUGAUAUACAUAAUAACUUAUUAUGUUGCAUUCUAAGUUUAUUAGCAAUGACAAUCAUCCAACUACUAUUACCUACUCUUUGGACAGAUUGACAUUAUGCCAAAUAUGUGUAACA
This is a messenger RNA of Pectinophora gossypiella (pink bollworm), 870 nucleotides long. RefSeq names its product general odorant-binding protein 69a-like. Gene Ontology annotation, molecular function: odorant binding. NCBI's taxonomy places the organism in Eukaryota, Metazoa, Arthropoda, Insecta, Lepidoptera, Gelechiidae. The record is from RefSeq and is a predicted model, not a curated record. The transcript has a single exon. Bases 3 to 416 code for a protein of 137 amino acids.